Molecule: messenger RNA, 1563 nt
Organism: Lasiosphaeria miniovina
Lineage: Eukaryota; Fungi; Ascomycota; Sordariomycetes; Sordariales; Lasiosphaeriaceae
Exons: 1
Coding region: 38-1378 (446 amino acids)
Molecular function (GO): FAD binding
Source: RefSeq, a predicted model, not a curated record
AGGACUACUAAUAUUCGGUCAAAUAACCACCCCCCUGAUGAACCAUGGUCUCCCACUCAGUACUGACCGCCCGGGAGAACCCCACCUACCCUACCUAAUAGAUACCGAACCUGAUCCACCCGAGCCUGAUCUACCCCUUAGCUCGUCUGGGCUUGGCAGGAGUCUUCUGUUUCUGCUUUUAAUCACAACGACGACGCCCAGAAUGUCAACCGUCAAACCAGUGCUCAUCUCGGGCGGCGGCCUCGCGUCGCUGCUCCUCGCCCAGUCGCUGCGGCUGUCCAAGAUACCCUUCCAGAUUUUCGAACGCGAUGCAUCCUUCUCGUUCCGCGCCCAGGGCUACCGCCUACGCCUGUCGCCGGAGGGUCUCGACGCCAUCGAGUCAGUCCUCGGCCCCGAGCACUUCCAGCGCUUCUGGGACAAGUGCGGCAAGACCGGCGGCAGCGGCGUUUCCGUAAUCAAUGCCGUCACCGCCGAGCUGAUAAGCCAGACGAACCCCGAGGCUCUCGUCUCUCGGGGCGGCAAGGUCGUCGGCAUUGCGCGCGGCGACAUGCGCAAGAUCUUCGCCGAGGGCUGCGAAGACCACAUCGAGUGGUCCAAGCACGUCGCCGGCUACGAGCUGACCGACGACGGCGUGCGGGCCGUGUUCGCCGACGGCACCAAGUCCAUCGAGGGGUCACUGCUCGUCGGCGGUGAGGGCAUCUCCUCCAAGGUGGCUAAGCAGGUAUCCGGCGGGAAGAUCAAGGUCUACGACACGGGCGCCAGGGGGAUCCACGGCCAGGCGCCGACAAGGUCCUUCAGGCUCCUGGGCGAAGGCGUCUUUCGGCUCACCGACCCAACACACCCCAACGGGACAAUCUCCAUCAUAACCAACGUCCGCUCCGGCGACAUGGACGACCCGGACAUCGAGUUCGGCUGGACCAUGAUCGGGCCGCCCGGUGCGAUCCGCGCCCCCAACGACAACUACAGCAUCGUCGGCAAGGGCGCCGCAGCCAUCGCCCAGGACCUGACCAAGAACUGGCACCCGAGCUUCAAGCCGCUGUUCGUCGACAUGAACGAGGCCGAAGCCGCCUUCUGGAAGAUCACGUGCUCCACACCGUCGGGCGUGCCCGAGUGGCCCAACGAGCCGCGCGUGACCGUGAUCGGCGACGCCGCGCACUCGAUGACGCCGGCGGGUGGCAUCGGCGCCAACACGGCCGUCCGCGACUCGGCGCUGCUCGGGAGGCUGCUGCGCGAGGCGGGCGGCUACGGGCCAGGCGUCACGGCGGAGUACGAGAAGGGCAUGAGGGAGUAUGCCAGUGCGGCCGUCCACAGCAGCUAUUCAUCCGCCGUCAACGCCUUCGGCAUCAAGAUAGAGGAGGGGUCCAGUGCCACGAUAUAACCUGUAGAGUAGUUCAUGAUGCGCCACGAUAUAACCAAUAGCAGUGCCACGAUAUAACCAGUAGAGUAGUUCAUGAUGUGCCACGAUAUAACCAGUAGAGCAGUUCAUGAUGGAUUGGAAGGAAAUGUCAACUAUCUAGCCAAUCAUCCAACGAGAACAAAUGUUAGAGGGGAGCUCAUUGUUGA